AGUCAAAUGGUUGCACUGUCAAAUAAUUCCGACCUCUCACUCCUCCUUGGGUGAAGGUUCAUUGCGGUGACUGUCUGUCGUUAGCUGUCUGCUACGCGUUUACCUACAAUGUCUGGUCGUGUUCUCGUCGGAGUUAAGCGUGUCAUUGACUACGCAGUGAAGAUUCGUGUGAAGCCGGACAACAGUGGCGUGGUGACGGAUGGCGUUAAGCACUCAAUGAACCCCUUCUGUGAGAUCGCUGUUGAAGAGGCGGUCAAGCUGAAGGAGAAGAAGCUCAUUAAGGAGGUUGUGGCUGUCAGCUGUGGGCCACAGCAGGCACAGGAGACCAUCCGUACUGCCCUUGCCAUGGGGGCCGAUCGUGGCAUCCAUGUGGAGGUGUCUGGGAAAGACUAUGAUAAUAUGGGACCCCUGCAGGUCUCGAAGAUCAUGGCUGCUUUGGCCAAGAAGGAGGACGCUCAGCUCAUCAUCCUGGGAAAGCAGGCCAUUGAUGAUGACUGCAAUCAGACUGGCCAGAUGACGGCAGCCUUACUGGACUGGCCUCAGGGUACCUUUGCCUCAGAGGUGUCACUGGAAGGAGACAAGGUUAAGAUUGUGAGAGAAAUCGAUGGUGGCCUGGAAACUAUCAAGAUCAACACACCGGCCGUGGUGACCGCAGACCUUCGACUCAACACCCCGAGAUAUGCCACGCUCCCUAACAUCAUGAAAGCCAAGAAGAAGAAGAUUGCUAACGUGAAGCCUGCAGACUUAGGGGUGGAUGUCACAUCGCGGUUGGAGGUGGUUAGAGUGGACGAGCCCCCACAGAGGCAGGCGGGAGUGAAGGUGGAGACAGUCGACGACCUGGUGGGCAAACUCAAGGAGGCAGGAAGAGUAUAGAGGCUUCAGGAACAUAAGCAGAUGGGACUCUAACGAAUAGCCAGACUGCGUUACAUAAGCACACCCAGAGGACUGGCUUGUGUGUCGCUCUCAUCCCUCUGUUUGAGACUGAGGCUUCGGAGAGGAGGAGCACUGAGAGACGUUGUCCUGCAGUCAGACAACCCCAAACUGAUCAGCCUCUCCUCAAUGUUCAUUUUGACUUGCAUAUGUGUUUAUCUGUAUCACAAGAUCCUGAUCGUAUGCAAUAAUUUAAACCCAGAAACGUCCUUUCACUCAUGCUGCUGUUGAUCUGCAUACUAACUUCAUUUAUAUGAUGCAUUUCAGCUGUAGUCACACUAAUACGAAAUGCAGUUUUUGUAUAUGUAAUAUGUAAAUACAGAGCCAAACAUGUAGAGGAGAUUAUGUCAUUUAAGGUUAGUGUCAUGACUACUGGUAAUUUGUAUAGUUAAUAUAACUUUAACAGGGUUUUAGGACUGACUAGACAGUGUCUCUCAGUAUGAACAAAGGAAGAUGUUCAUAAAUCAGAAUUUUACCGUAAGCGCCUCACUUCUCUGUUGAUUGUACAGAACAUUACCAUGACAAUAAAAAAGCCAGUCUUUUUCAUAUCUACA
Mugil cephalus (flathead mullet) is the source of this 1484-nucleotide messenger RNA. It is a transcript of the gene etfb, whose product is annotated as electron transfer flavoprotein subunit beta. The record is from RefSeq and is a predicted model, not a curated record. The transcript has 7 exons. Bases 109 to 873 code for a protein of 254 amino acids. Gene Ontology annotation, molecular function: electron transfer activity. Gene Ontology annotation, cellular component: cytosol. Lineage: Eukaryota; Metazoa; Chordata; Actinopteri; Mugiliformes; Mugilidae.